AUGAGCGUCGCGCUGCAGGACCUCCGCAACACCAUGUCGAGCUACAAACGAGCCACGCUGGAAGAGGACGAAGUGUCGGACGCUGCGGCCGAGGCGUCCGCGUCCCCCGACAGAAUGGAGGUGGGCUUCAGGAAGAGCGGCGAAGUCGGGCCGGUGGGCCGAAGAACCAGGACGGAGCUUUUGCUGUGCGCCCUGCUCUUUGUCAGUCUCCUGGCCCUGAUGGUUUGCCUGCUGAUCCUCGGAAUCACCUUCCAUCCAGCAGCGGGCGGCGGCGCCGACGGGCUGUGCCUAUCCGAGGCGUGCGUGACGGUGGCCAGCCAGAUGGUGGAGGCCAUGGAUCGCGGCGCCGACCCCUGCCGAGACUUCUACCAGUUCGCCUGCGGGGGCUGGAUGCGCAAGAACCCGCUCCCGGACGGACGCUCGCGCUGGUCCACCUUUAACAGCAUCUGGGAGCAGAAUCAAGCGCUCCUCAAACACCUGCUCGAGAACGCCACCUUCAACGGCACCAGCGAGGCCGAGAAGAAGACGCAGUCGUACUAUCUGUCUUGCCUCAACACACAGAAGAUCCAAGAGCUGGGAGCGCAACCUCUCGUCGACCUCAUCGCCAAGGUCGGGGGAUGGAACCUGACGGGACCUUGGGACAAAGACAACUUCAUGGAAGUCUUGAAGGCGGUGUCGGGGCCGUACCACGCGCAGCCCUUCUUCAGCGUCGGUGUCAGCACCGACCCCAAGAACUCCAAUAGCAACGUCAUCCAGGUGGACCAGGCGGGGUUGUUCCUGCCUUCCCGGGACUAUUACCUCAACAAGACAGCCAACGAGAAGGUUCUGCUGGCGUACCUGGACUACAUGGUGGAGCUAGGAAGCCUCCUAGGGGGCUCGCCGGCCUCCACGCCGGUCCAGAUGCGGCAGCUCCUGGAUUUUGAGACGCAACUGGCCAACAUCACCGUGCCGCAGGAUCAACGGCGAGACGAAGAGAAAAUCUACCACAAGGUCACCAUCGCCGAGCUUCAGGCGCUGGCGCCGGCUGUGGAUUGGCUGGACUUGCUGUCGUCGUGCCUGUCGCCCUUGGAGCUCAACGACAGCGAAGCCGUGGUGCUCUACGCCAAGGAAUAUCUGCAACAAGUCUCCCAACUCAUCAACAAGACGGACAACAGCUUGUUGAACAACUACAUGAUGUGGACUCUGGUCCAGAAGAACGUGGCCAGUCUGGAUCAACGCUUUGAGAACGCUCAAGAUAAACUGCUGGAAAGUCUCUACGGCACUAAGAAGUCCUGCACGCCGCGCUGGCAGACGUGCAUCGGUAACACGGACGACACGCUGGGCUUCGCGCUGGGGGCGCUCUUCGUCAAAGCCACUUUCGAUAAACACAGCAAAGACAUCGCGGAGGAGAUGAUCGAAGAGAUCAGAGCGGCGUUCAAACGAGCUCUGGAGCGACUCGACUGGAUGGACGACGACACUAGACGGGCCGCCAAAGAAAAGGCGGAUUCCAUUUACGACAUGAUCGGCUUCCCUGAAUUCAUCCUGGAUCCCAAAGAACUGGACGACGUUUACGAUGGGUACGAGGUUUCCGAAGAAAGUUUCUUCCAGAACAUGUUGAAUUUCUACAACUUCUCUUCUCGAGUCAUGGCUGACCAGCUGAGGAAAACGCCCAACAAAGACCAGUGGAGCAUGACCCCGCCCACCGUCAACGCGUACUACAUGCCCACCAAGAACGGAAUCGUUUUCCCGGCCGGAAUUCUUCAGGCUCCGUUCUACGCCCGGGACCAUCCCAAGGCUCUGAACUUCGGGGGCAUCGGUGUGGUGAUGGGUCACGAGCUGACGCACGCCUUCGAUGACCAAGGCCGCGAGUACGACAAAGAGGGUAACCUUAAGCCUUGGUGGCGAAACUCCUCGGUGGACGCCUUCCGCCAAAGGACCGAGUGCAUGGUGGAGCAGUACGACAGCUACGCCGUCAACUCGGAGCGCGUCAACGGCAAGCAGACGCUCGGGGAAAACAUCGCUGACAACGGAGGCCUCAAGGCCGCCUACAACGCGUAUCAGAUGUGGAUCCGCAAGAACGGAGAGGAGAAGCGACUUCCUGCGGUCAACCUGACCAACGAGCAGCUCUUCUUUGUUGGUUUUGCUCAGGUAUGGUGCUCGGUGCGAACCCCGGAGAGCGCCCACGAAGGUCUGGUGACCGACCCGCACAGUCCGCCCCGCUACCGCGUCAUCGGCACGCUCAGCAACUCGGCCGAAUUCAGCCGCCAUUUCGGCUGCCCCGUAGGAACCCCCAUGAACACCGGGAGGCGCUGCGAGGUCUGGUAG
This is a messenger RNA of Nerophis lumbriciformis (worm pipefish), 2304 nucleotides long. NCBI's taxonomy places the organism in Eukaryota, Metazoa, Chordata, Actinopteri, Syngnathiformes, Syngnathidae. The record is from RefSeq and is a predicted model, not a curated record.